CAAGGUGUUUCUAGCAAUUCCAACGUCUCAGUGCUUCCUGUCUUUUCUUCUCUGUCUUCAAGAGGCGAAGGUAGUAGGGCAAGUGAAAAUCCAGGAGCCUGACUCCAUCGGUCCAAGUGGAAAAGAUGCAACCCGAGAUAGAUGGUGCGCUGUUGAAAACUGCUGUUGGUUCAAGUUUUUCUACUGCCGUGAGUGCCUCCGUAAACACUGGCCGUAAUUGUCCCUCAAUACCAAAGUCAUCUUUGCCUUCCCCUGGGAAGACACCGAAUAAUAAAGAACUUCGCCCUAUGCCUCCAGCUGGGGAAAAGAAGCCAGAAAAUUGUUCAUAUAACGGGAAGGUUUUACGUAAGAGAUUCUCAGAGAGAGAAUUAGAUUUUGAUAUUUGCUGCGGCGUCAUCGAUGAGGAAACCAAGAAACCCUGCCUGAGGGCUUUGACGUGCAAGUCACAUUCCUUAACCCAGAGGAGAGCCGUGCAGGGUCGAAGACAGAGAUUUGACGUAUUGUUAGCCGAGCACAAAAGCAAAACCAGGAAAAAGAAACGGCCUCAACAUCUGGACCAGCAGAUACCGCCUCUCUCCCCUUCGGAAACUUCCCAAGAGCUGCAUCCCAAACCUCAUGGAGUGAUUCCCAUUCCAAAGCCUUUGGCCUCAAAUAAACCCGAACCUCAAAAUCCCAGCCUUCCACGGCCGCCGGGCUGCCCAUCUCAAUACAGCGGGAAUGACCACAGUGGCUCUCCGGCAGUCCAUGACGCUGCCCACCCUCCCGUCGGGGCCACGGGGCGAGGCUCACAGUUGCACAGCUACAACCCGGGAGCAGCCGACAAAAAAGAAGAGCCUGUUGAAAAACCGGAUUGCCGUUAUUCAGAUCAUCAUCCUCGGCCAACAUCUUUUUGCGCUUUUGGGAGUCAGAGGAUUGGAAGAGGUUACUAUGUUUUUGAUAAGAAGUGGAACCGCAUCCAACGUGCGCUUCAUUCAAUGCUUGACACGCAUCUGAAUUCACAGAUGGGAAAGUGA
Tachyglossus aculeatus (Australian echidna) is the source of this 1013-nucleotide messenger RNA. Its product is annotated as ataxin-7-like. NCBI's taxonomy places the organism in Eukaryota, Metazoa, Chordata, Mammalia, Monotremata, Tachyglossidae. The record is from RefSeq and is a predicted model, not a curated record. Bases 126 to 1013 code for a protein of 295 amino acids. The transcript has 6 exons.